Moneuplotes crassus is the source of this 731-nucleotide messenger RNA. The record is from the annotation of a GenBank genome assembly. Lineage: Eukaryota; Ciliophora; Spirotrichea; Euplotida; Euplotidae.
AAUGUUAACUAAUUAUUCAACCAACCCGAUGAACAUCCACGCUGUAUCGAUGACAUAUUAUGAAGCUCUUGAAGCAGAAUUAUCCACAAUAUUCAAUCAAUUUUGAUGGGGUUGUGCUGCUCCACAACCACCACAACUCAAACAUGCUGAUUCAAAUAGUAUGAGCUUCAGAAAGACUACAAUUGGAGACCUCAGCUUGCUGUGUGAUCGUCAACGUGAGUCUCCAGUGAAACCACCAACCAGUCAGGCCAGAAAAACCAUGAAGAAUAGGAAGAAUAAACUGCCUAACAUUACGAAGAACCUCACCACGAUCCUAGAGAUGAUCAACUCCAAACAAGAAGUGAGCUUCACUAAGACCACCAAGAGCUCCAGAGGCCUCCACAAUGGAACCUCAAAGAGAAGAUCUCGCUACAUUGGAGUGCUCGGCAACGGCACGAGCUGGCAAGUGCUGAUCAAUGUCUGUGGCAAGAAGAAGUAUAUUGGGACCUUUGAAGAUGAGAAAGAAGCUGCGAUUACCCAUGAUUUCUACGCUAUUGGACUCAAUGGAAUGGGUGCUAAAACUAAUUUCAACUACGAUUCAAUGACAGUGGAAGACAUGAUUGUGUCCUAUUUCGCCAGUGAGAAAUCCUUCAACCCAUCUGGAUUCCUAACGAGAGUAUAAUGGAGGCCCUUGAGCAUCCAUGUUGUAUUUUCAUAUAAGCAGAUAUAGAUAUUGUCAACUUAAUUUGAUA